Phytophthora sojae is the source of this 1776-nucleotide messenger RNA. RefSeq lists its product as hypothetical. Gene Ontology annotation, molecular function: zinc ion binding; protein binding. The record is from RefSeq and is a predicted model, not a curated record. NCBI's taxonomy places the organism in Eukaryota, Oomycota, Peronosporomycetes, Peronosporales, Peronosporaceae. The transcript has 2 exons. The coding region runs from base 1 to 1455 and encodes 484 amino acids.
AUGAGCGCCAACUCUGACCGGAGGUGGAGCCUCGCGCGCGCCACCGAGUUCUUCAGUGGCGACGGCAAGCCCGACAUGCUGGACAUCCGCGGCAUGACGGCCGUCACCAAGGGCGCGGCCGGCAAGCGCGACAAGUUCCGCAAGAGCGUGUCGCGCUGCGGCGUGUCCAUCUACGGGCCCAAGCACUCGGCGUCGGCCUCGGCCACGGACGGCGCGGCCAACCGCGAGAAGAUCUUCAUCGAGGACCCGCGCGCGCCCUGCCUCAACAUCGACUACUCGAACGACGCGUACCGGCUGCUGCCGUCCUCGGAGAAGUUCUCGGCCCACACGGGCGUGUGCCAGAUCCUCGGCACCAAGUGCAUCCGUGGCGGCAAGCACCGCGUGCGCGUCGGGGACAUCAUCCGCUUCGGCAGCGUCGGCCUGCUGGUCACGGAGAUCGACACGGGUGGCGUGGGCCCGAACGACGCCACGCUUAGCCCCUCGGAGGUCAACAGCCUCAUCCAGCGCGUGGUGUGCCACGACGAGGCCCUGGCCGACGUGGACAGCGGCAUGGACACGGACGACGAGAACGGCGACGCCUCGGGCAACGACGAGUCCAAGCCGCGCUCGUCGCUGCAGCGCCAGAGCACGAGCGCCAUCUGCUACGUGUGCUACGACGAGACCGAGGACGACAACCCGCUCAUCGCGCCCUGCAAGUGCUCGGGCGACACCAAGUACAUCCACCUCAACUGCCUCAAGCGCUGGAACACGAACGGCGAGAAGAACGAGAUCUGCACGGUGCUGGACGAGAGCAACGCGCGCACGUGCUCCAUCUGCAAGGCCCCGUACCCGAGCAAGACGCGCCUGCCGAACGGCAAGGUGCUGUCGCUGCUGCCGGACCGCCUCAACCCGCCCUGCAUCAUGUUCCAGGUCGUGACCAAGCACUCGUCGUCCACGCUCAACCUGUCGACGCGCUACCAGCUGAGCUACAAGAUGCUCAUGGACAACGACAUCCACCGUCCGCUCAUGGUGGGCCGCUCGUCGCAGUGCGACCUGGUGCUCAAGUACCGCACGGUGUCCACGAUCCACGCCGAGAUCCACUACUCGAAGGGCGAGUUCUUCCUUAAGGACGCCGGCAGUUCGAACGGCACGCUGCGGUACAUCUACCGCCCGCUGACGCUGCACAACAACCAGUCGCUGCACGUCAAGUUCGGCCGCACGGUAUUAUCCAUCAAGCCGACCAAGAAGAUCCGGCUGCCGCACUUCUUCGGCACGGCGGGCCACCUCCACGGCAGCGGUUCACGGCUCGAUGAUGGGGGCGUGCAGGACGACGACGAGCUGUCCAACUCGUCCACCCCCCGAAACAAUAGAAUCCGAUACUACGCGGCGCAGCAGCAGGUGCCGACGUCGCAGCAGCAGCAACAGCAGCACGCACGCCAGAACUUGCAGACGCAGAUGCAGAACUUAGAUCUGUAACGUCUCGUAAUGUGCGCGCUCGUUGGCUUGGACCGGAUCCCGUUGCGUGUGACCUCCCGCCCCCGCCGCCAUCGGCCGAGCCGCUCUUGUACCAUCAUCAUCAAGAGCCGAUGCUUGGGAUAUCGACCACCUCGACACCGUAUCGACUCGACUUCCCGCGCCUCUGUUAAUUACUUAUUCGACCCAGAGAUCAAGAGAGAGAAAACACCAGAAAACGGCAGAAACAGGAGAAAAAGAGGCCGGUAGCAGCGCAGAGUUUGGUCUGCCUGCACAUGAAGUGACCACGUCGUCUGAAUGAAGAAAUGCAAACAAAAACAACAG